Messenger RNA from Saccoglossus kowalevskii, 1167 nucleotides. RefSeq lists its product as uncharacterized. Gene Ontology annotation, cellular component: plasma membrane. Gene Ontology annotation, biological process: signal transduction. Gene Ontology annotation, molecular function: signaling receptor activity; calcium ion binding. The record is from RefSeq and is a predicted model, not a curated record. Lineage: Eukaryota; Metazoa; Hemichordata; Enteropneusta; Harrimaniidae.
AAUUGAAUAUUCGAGUGUUGAAAAUGCCUUUCGAAUUGUUUUUAGUCACUUUACUUCUGAUAAAGUAGACAAAGGAAUGGAGUGCUAUUUCACAAAUAUCCCUGACGUUAUCCCAAAUUUCCACUUGACAACUGUGCAUGCAUUUUAUGAUAUAGAUGUGUUAGGUUGCCCUGAAGGGAAAUUUGGCGGAAAUUGCCAAUAUGAGUGUUAUUGCCAGAACGGAGCAACAUGCCAUAUCUUCAAUGGUGCAUGCAAAUGUACCACUGGAUGGAAAGGAAUAGCCUGUGAUAUAGUUACCCCUAGUGUAGUGUUCACUGCACCUACAUUCUACUCUUAUGUUGGCCGAGACUUAUCAUUCGUCUGCGAUUUCAACCACCUGAACGCCUCUGAUAUUUAUGAAAGAAGCUUUCAUCACAAUGCUAAUAUUCUAGCAAAAAAUACAGUGACUUUCAAUAAUGAUACAAGAAUUUAUAUCUGGAAUGAAUAUGAAAGAUUUGGAGUAGAAAUUUACUCUGUUGCUGACCAAGACGCUGGAAUAUAUGAAUGUAAUGUAGUUGACAUAUAUGGUGAAGUGUACAAAGAUUACACGACUCUGAUAGUGACAGGAUGCGAAAAUAAUCGUUUGGGGUGCAACAUGUGAUAAAACUUGUAAUUGUGAAAAUAAUAGUAACUGUAGUCGUAAAGAUGGUUGUAUUUGUAGCCAGGGAUGGAAUGGAACAUACUGCACAGAAAAUGUAGGGGCACCGGAGUUUGAUUUUGCCCGCACAACAUUACGGCAUUAUUAGAUGAAGGGUCAUCGUCUACUGAAGUCACGUGGCCAAAGGUUGAAGUCAAUGACAAUUCAGGACUGUUUAAUCUGACAUCAAACCAUCAAGCACGCGAUAAAUUUAUCAUAGGAGUACACAACAUAUUGUACACAGCAGUAGAUAAUCAUGGAAAUACUGCCUUGUGUAGAUUCAGUGUAAAUGUGCGGGCUGCCAAUAUUGGAACAAAGAAAACUGUUAUUGUAUCAUCAAUUGUGAUUUCACUCUUAUUGGUAGUGUUAGUUACUUUUGGUUUUGUUGUGUGUCUCCGAUACAGAAAGAAUAGACUAAUGUACCCGUUAAUAUUUGGUAGAUCUGAUGACGAUGAUGAUAAGGAAUGGGAUGCAUUUGUAGCUGUUAGAGG